AUGGCUUCAACACUUGAACCUCCCAGUCUCCGCAGGCAGCAAAUUGCCAGCUUAAAACGCCUCCUCAAUUUAAACCAACCCACCGAGACCGAUGCGCAAGAUGGCGAGGGCAACGAAGCUUCCAGCACAUCUCCAGUAUGGAAGAUCUUGAUCCUGGACGGUGCAGCCCGGGACACCGUAGCCUCCGUUCUACAUGUAAACGACUUGCGAGCUGCUGGGGUCACCAUACACCUAAACCUCCACACAAAGAGGCAUCCUAUUCCUGAUACACCGGUAAUAUAUCUUGUCGAGCCGAAUACGCAAAAUCUAGAAAUCAUCACAAACGACCUCGCCCAAGGCCUAUACUCGCCAGCGUACCUCAACUUCCUCUCCAGUAUCCCCCGUGAGCACCUCGAAUCCCUAGGAGCACAAAUGGUGGCAACAGGCACAGCAGAGCACGUGGCACAGCUCUACGAUCAGCACUUGAAUUUUGUCGUUGCGGAUGACAAUCUAUUCCAUCUCAAUCAAAAGGGAGCUUACCACACAAUCAACUCGUCGCAGACGCCGGACCAAGAGCUCGACAAAGUCAUCGACCAAGUAGUCUCGGGCCUCUUCUCCGUCGUCGUAACCAUGGGCGUUGUCCCCAUCAUCCGCUGUCCAAAGGGAGGUGCAGCGGAACAAGUUGCAGCAAUGCUUGACAGAAAAUUGAGAGACCAUUUGUUAAAUUCAGGGAACAAGCUUUUCUCCUCCUCCGCCUCGAGACCGGUCCUCAUCCUCGUGGACCGCAACCUCGAUUUGGUGCCCAUGCUAAGUCACUCCUGGAUUUACCAAUCUCUAGUAUAUGAUGUGCUGGACUUCCACCUCGGUAAAGUUAGCAUGUCUGUCCCGGUGGACAAGGAUCACCCUGAGAAGGGGGCGAAGAAACAAACAUACGACCUCACAGCCUCCGACUACUUUUGGGCACGGAACGCCUCGCUUCCCUUUCCCAAUGUUGCCGACGACGUGACGAAUGAGUGGAACAAAUACCAAGCAGACGCCGACAACAUUACAAAGAAGACAGGCACCUCUUCUAUCGAGGAUAUAGAUGGCGACACAAAAUUUGCCGCCCAUUUGAAGGGGGCUAUGGCGUUGUUGCCAGAGCUCCGAGAAAGGAAAACAAUAAUAGAGAAUCACAUGUCCAUCUUAGAGCACGUAAUGGAGGGUCUGAAGAAUCGCAAGAUCGACUUCUACUUUACUGAAGAAGAAGAGCUCGCGAAACGAACAAAAGCACAGGUGCUGGAUAUCAUCAAGGACUCAGACAAAGGCAACGAGCCUCUGGACAAGCUACGUCUUUUCCUCCAAUAUUAUCUAACGGCAGAUCAGGAGUUUUCUCGUGCCGACCUCGAUAGCUUCACGCAAGCUCUCGCGACUGCAGGCUGUGCUGACACGUCAGCUAUCAGCUACGUCAAAACAGUGCGCCAACUCACUCGCAUGACCAUGAUCGCCGCGCCUACACAACAAAGUUCAGGGGGCCAGCCGCCCAAAGCUUGGGGAGGCUUCUCUGGUCUUUCGCUCGUCACGGACCGCUUCAAGGAAGCUGGCCUGAGUGCCAACUUCGACGGCGUGCUCUCUGGCAUAAAAAACUUCCUGCCCAAGAACACCGACCUCACCCUGACCAGUAUCACACAAUCUCUCAUGGCCCCGGAGGCUGCGUCAUCUGGGGCACUCACAAAGACGGAGAGCUAUCUCUUCUUCGAUCCCCGGUCUGCCAAUGCACGUGGCACCCUACCUCAAGCGAGCCAGUCGCGCAAUCAGCAAACUGUUCGGGGCAUUGACGCGUCGUUUGGUCAGCGGCGACAGGGAUUUUCAGAGGCCAUCUGUUUCGUAGUCGGAGGGGGCGCCAUGGACGAAUUCCAGAAUUUGCAAGACUGGGCAACGAGGGCUAGUGUUGCGGGCACAAAACGACGAAUCGUCUAUGGCAGCACAGCUCUGUACAACUCGGCUGAGUUCAUCGGCGAACUAGCACAGUUGGGCAAAGAGAGCGCUUAA
Molecule: messenger RNA, 2007 nt
Organism: Cucurbitaria berberidis CBS 394.84
Lineage: Eukaryota; Fungi; Ascomycota; Dothideomycetes; Pleosporales; Cucurbitariaceae
Product: SEC1 family transport protein-like protein SLY1
Exons: 7
Coding region: 1-2007 (668 amino acids)
Biological process (GO): endoplasmic reticulum to Golgi vesicle-mediated transport; intracellular protein transport
Cellular component (GO): cytosol; Golgi membrane
Molecular function (GO): syntaxin binding
Source: RefSeq, a predicted model, not a curated record